AUGGAGCCUGAUGAGGAAUCAAACGAAGAAUUAGCUCACCGGCUGGCAAAACAUCAUGGAGCACACCAAACAAAUGAUAUACCGGAGCGUUUUCAAGAUGGAGAUGAUGCGAAUGAGGACUGUACAGCUCUAUCAGCCGCCAACUCAUACAUGAAUCAGUCAGUUUUUGGUAUGAUAGCAGCAGCUGGUUCCCAGAUCGAUUUCAAUGCUAGAUUUGACGCCCAUUCUAGCGACGAUAAUGAAGAAGAUACCCCUAGGCAAUCUGCCGAACACCAAAUAGAUGAAAUGCGUGCGAACACAGUACCAACAAAGUCUGGAAAAGAGAAAAGUUCCAACUUUUGUCGCCAUAUUGUUCAUCCUAGUCACAAGCCUGUAGCAAAGUCUAAGUCGGGACCUCCUACAAUAGCAGUCGAUAAUAUAUCUCUUCACGAACCUACUAGCUUGCCAGUUCAAAUUCAAUCCCGAACAUGCACAACACAAUCCAUGGUCAUGAGUCGUAUGUUGAAGGCAAGAGAAAAUAUGUCGCUUCAACCUACAACAAAUCCACCUCACGCCGUGGGUGAAAAUGCUGAAAGCGAAAAACACGAGGAAGAAAGCAUCUCCAACAGUUUAUCGAAAAAGCUCAUGGAAAUAUUUCAGUUUGAAACGCCAGAACAAGUAAUUGAAGAGUUUCCAUGCUGGCUGAUGAAAAGCGCCUUACUUCAAGGCUAUAUGUACAUCACUACGAAACACAUAUCUUUCUAUGCAUAUCUCCCAAAGCGAUCUAAUGAAGUUGUAAAAUCUGGAUAUCUCUCUAAAUCAGGACGCCGAAAUCCGAAGUACAAUCGCUAUUGGUUCAGACUUAAAGGAGACGUGCUAUCUUACUAUAUAGAUUCCUCAGACUUGUACUUUCCGCGCGGUAAUAUUGAUCUAAGAUACGGAAUAUCUGCGACCCUUCAUACUAAAGAAAACUCCAAGAAUGCGACAAGCCUUACCCUUGUCACUCAUCAAAGAGAAUAUAAAUUCAAGGCUGAUAGUAGCCCGAGUGCUAAAGAAUGGGUCAAGGCGCUUCAAAAGAUUAUUUUUCGAUCUCAUAACGAAGGCGAUAGUGUCAAAAUUUCUAUACCUAUCGAGAAUAUAAUGGACAUAGAAGAAAGUCAUGUUAUCGAGUUUGCCGACACAUGUAAGAUAAGAGUUGUCGAUAACGAUGAUACCUAUGCUGUUGACGAAUAUUUCUUUUCUUUUUUUAGUUUUGGGAAAGAAGCUUUAAAUUUACUCCGUGGUAUAGUUGAGGAUACUGCAGCCCAGCACAUACCUAAAGAACUUUUAAAACUUUCGUGUCAUGGCAAAGUAGAUGCUUCCGAGCCUUUGGAAUUAACUAAGCGGGAUCAGAUUCCAGUUUCGGCAGAGUAUGUGUCGAAGGAGCCAUCAUCAAUUCUAACUACUACUGCCCCACUUCUAGAAGACAGUGUUAGGGCGACACUAUCACCGCUUGGGGUUCCUAAUCCUGUGGACAAUUCACUAGCAGGUCGAUGCAGCCUCGAGUCUCAUAGAAAGAGUAUCGAAUUGAAAAACUUGAGAAGGCGAAGCGCCGAUAUUAUUAGACAGAAAAUAGAUGGCAAUAAAAAGCGAAGCAUGAGUACUGGUCGGAAAAGUAUGUGUGAAAAUUGUAUUGCAGGGCAUAUAAUUUGUGACGAACAAAUAGAUGCUGGACAGCCAAAUAUCAAAGAAAAAGAAAAGGUUACGGAAGAGGUCAAUGUUACUGAGAAACAAUGCCUGUUCGAUUCAUAUUACCAUCCGCUUGAGGAACCUUCGUCUACAUCCCUCUCAAACAGCGAUAACACAUACGCUUCAGGCAGUCAGAUACUUAGAGGAACUGACGUCUUCUUAACACCAACAAUUCAGCACGCAACCUCAGAAGCGGGUCAUUGUAGAAAAGGAAAGGAAUUGGAAUUAGCUAAUUUAUCAUCUACAAAAAUUCAUGUAAACCCUCACAUAACAGCCCAAAAAAUUCAUGACAAUGCCGAACUGCUUGAAAAACCAGGAUCAGAUCGCACAGAGCCGCUAGUUUCCACACAAACACUUCACAGUAUCGUCAAGGUCGGCGCUUAUCCCUUGCAGAGAGCCGCUGGUCUGGCAGGAUAUCUAAACCGACACUCCAAACGUAUGAGCAACCUCUUAGCUACCGAGUCAAUGGGCUAUGUAGAAAAAGUGUCUGGCAUGUGGAAAGGUGGCAGAAAGCACUACGAUGACCCAAGAAGCCUAGGUCCUGAUGAUCACUUUGAUGAUGGUGAAGAGGACGAUGUAAUCUACUCCAGUGAGAGAUUUCGCAAACACUUUGCUCUACCCGAAAAUGAAAAGCUCCAAGCUACGUAUUUUGGAUUCUUAAAUCGUGUAUUACCAUUAUACGGUAAAAUCUACAUUAGUGAUAGAUCGUUCUGCUUUCGUAGCCUCCUUCCGGCUACGAGUACAAAGUUGAUUUUGCCGUUGAAAGAUAUAGAGAAUGUCGAUAAAGAAAAAGGCUUUCGAUUCGGCUACUCAGGAUUGGUCAUAGUAAUUAAAGCUCACGAAGAGCUUUUUUUUGAGUUCUCGCACUCGGACACUCGCGAUGACUGCGCCAUUACACUCCUUCAAAACCUCGAAACUCUGAGAUAUCUCAAACAAUCUGGUCUAUUGACCCUUGAGGAAAAGGAGAGAGCAGAAGAUGCCAUUGCAGAAAAUAAGGCACUUCAACAGGCUCGCUCCAGAGGCCAUGGAUACUUCGGUUUAGAAUCGGCCCAGAAUAUCAAAUGCCUCCAAAAUGUAUCCCCUCCAGUAAUUUUUGAUGAUCCUCGAUCUUCAAUACUAGAUUUCAAACCACCUGAAUCGCUUCGGAUAACUUGCCUCACAAUUGGCUCCCGGGGAGAUGUACAGCCUUAUAUUGCGUUAUGCAAGGGCUUAAUUUUUGAGGGCCACCAGCCUACGAUUGCUACUCAUCUUGAGUUUAAGGACUGGGUUGAAAGCCAUGGAAUUAAAUUUAAGCCUGUGUCCGGGGAUCCGGCUGAAUUGAUGAGAAUAUGUAUCGAAAAUGGCAUGUUCACUUACUCUUUCUUAAAGGAGGCAUCUUCAAAAUUUAGAGGGUGGAUUGAUGAGCUUUUAACAUCCGCUUGGGAUGCUUGUCAAAGCUCUGACAUUUUGAUUGAAAGUCCAAGUGCCAUGGGUGGAAUCCAUAUUGCUGAGGCAUUAGGAAUACCUUAUUUUCGUGCAUUUACCAUGCCCUGGACAAGAACACGAGCAUAUCCACACGCAUUUGCUGUUCCAGAGCACAAAAUGGGUGGUGCAUACAACUACAUAUCAUAUGUGAUGUUUGACAAUGUCUUCUGGAAGGCAAUCUCCGGCCAAGUUAACCGCUGGAGGAAAAAAGAGCUAGGUCUCCAUGCCACAAAUUUAGAGAAAAUGCAGCCGAAUAAGGUGCCAUUUCUAUAUAACUUUAGUCCAGCUGUUGUUGUACCGCCAUUAGACUACAGUGACUGGAUUCGGGUUACAGGGUAUUGGUUUCUAGAUGAAGGCACAGACUGGACGCCACCAAAAGAAUUGACAGAAUUUAUUUCCAAGGCAAGAAAAGACGGGAAAAAGCUGGUUUACAUUGGGUUUGGGUCUAUCAUCGUACAAGACUCAAUUGCACUCAUGAAUACCAUCACCAAAUCUGUCGAAAAAGCCGAUGUUCGGUGUAUUCUAUCACGUGGCUGGUCAGAUCGACUACAAAAAGACACUCGUAAAGUCGAGCCGCCUUUACCAUCAUCAAUUUUAAAAAUUACAUCUGCGCCUCACGAUUGGUUGUUCAGGCAAAUUGAUGCUGCAGCCCAUCAUGGUGGGGCAGGUACCACAGGUGCAAGCCUUAGAGCUGGUAUUCCUACUAUCGUCAAGCCUUUCUUUGGAGACCAGUAUUUUUUUGGCUCACGUGUCGAGGACCUUGGAGUUGGCAUAAUAAUAAAGAAACUAAAUAUCAGCGUCUUUUCUCGAGCACUGUGGCUUGCUUGCAAUGACGAGAGAAUGAUUUUUAAAGCCAAGAUUCUUGGCAAAACUAUCCGAAAGGAAGAUGGUGUCAGUACUGCGAUUCAAUCAAUUUACCGUGACCUUGAGUACGCAAGGUCGCUCAUAAAGCUUCGUGAUGAUAAAAUAGAUCCGGAUGACAUUGAAGAUGUAGAAGAGAGCUGGACUUUUAUUGGCGAAGAUAACGAUCCUGAUCUUGUCCGUCGUGUUCAAGAUUGGGAAUCAAUGACCAUGACCGGGACUUCGCCGUGGAGGGAAAGAAAUGAAGACGACUCGGAUGGUAGCUUCAUCAGAAAGGAGCUAGAAGUUGUAAUUGGCGCAACGGUGUUGGCUAGCUAA
Messenger RNA from Blumeria graminis f. sp. triticale, 4350 nucleotides. Lineage: Eukaryota; Fungi; Ascomycota; Leotiomycetes; Helotiales; Erysiphaceae. The record is from the annotation of a GenBank genome assembly.